Messenger RNA from Amaranthus tricolor (Joseph's coat), 1033 nucleotides. RefSeq names its product universal stress protein A-like protein. Bases 164 to 688 code for a protein of 174 amino acids. The transcript has 4 exons. NCBI's taxonomy places the organism in Eukaryota, Viridiplantae, Streptophyta, Magnoliopsida, Caryophyllales, Amaranthaceae. The record is from RefSeq and is a predicted model, not a curated record.
CAACUUCUAGUAGAGUAGGAGAUAGUAGCUUAGUAUUUCAUUUCAUCUUUACUACUUAAAAGUAGUUACUAAUAAUAGUAAUCUUCAAAAAAAACACAAUAGACUAGCUAGCCAAGGAGACCUUCUAAUUCUAAGUACUUUACGAAAAAUAGAAAGUAAAAAGAUGAAGGUGAUGGUGGGUUUAGAUGAAAGUAAUGGUAGUUUGUAUGCUCUUGAAUGGGUUGUCUCCAAUAUUCUGAAACCUAAGCAAGACACAGAUCAUACUCUUCAUCAAAAUCAAGAUUUGUUGGUCUACUUGGUUCAUGUCAACAUUCCUUUUCAGACUUACGUCUAUCCUGCUGGACCUGUUGUGUAUACGACAAGUUCAGUGUUAGAGUCAGUUCGGCAGGCACAAGAUCAAAUAUCUGCCGGUAUUUUCGCUCGGGCUAUGGACACUUGCCACAAAAAUGAGAUCAAAGCUGAAGCAAUAAAUCUUCGAGGAGACCCCAAGGAAGAAAUUUGUCAAGCUGCUGACCAAAAACAAGUUGACCUUUUGGUUGUGGGUAGUCGCGGUCUUGGCAUGCUCAAAAGGGCUUUUUUAGGAAGCGUAAGUGAUUAUUGUGCGCAUCAUGUAAAAUGUCCAGUGUUGAUCGUAAAGCCGCCAAAGGAAUUGGCCGACAAACAAGAACUUGUUCAGAGAAAAGCUUAGGAGUUAUGAGAAGAAGAAAAACGCCAUACUUGUUGCAUGAUUGUAGAUCUGUAAUCGUUUAGAGACAACACAACUUUUCUGAGAUGUUGCAAUAUACUCUCUUUGUUUCUAUGAGUUAAUACCAUUUGAUUCAAAUACGUUUGAGCUUUUUGAUUCAAAUACGUGAGAGCUUUUUGAGUCAAAUGGUAUUAAUUCUGAAGGAUAGAGAGUAUGUGGGUGAUGUUUCACUCAAAUUGUUAAAUUACGUGUAGUGCAGUCAGCAGUGUGUAGUGUGUUGGAUAUCACACUGAAGGAUAGAGGGAUUAUGUCUUUCAAGGUUUUUAUAAUAAUAAAAUUUUAUGUAAA